This is a messenger RNA of Theobroma umbraticum, 4450 nucleotides long. Its product is annotated as putative pectinesterase/pectinesterase inhibitor 24. The record is from RefSeq and is a predicted model, not a curated record. Lineage: Eukaryota; Viridiplantae; Streptophyta; Magnoliopsida; Malvales; Malvaceae. Gene Ontology annotation, biological process: cell wall modification. Gene Ontology annotation, molecular function: enzyme inhibitor activity; pectinesterase activity.
UUUGAAUAUUUAAUCCGUGUAGGGUCCUAUUCAUGGGAGCGUAGAGUAGACGAUUGUGAGGUUUUAUACAGAUUUGAUGCAUAGAUACCGCAAAUGUCAACUAUCUAUCAGAAUGUAUUGAUCUGAUGUCCUAACUACCUUUCUUUGUCCCAAUUUCUACCAGUGCUAAGCAGCCCUUAAUGCCUCUGUCUAGUCAUGUUUAAGAAUUAAAGAUGCUCCAAAUGAUCAAUUAUUCUGUGCUUAAGGAGUCUAGAAUUAUUAACUGAGUGGUUAAGAAUGCCCCUCUAUUAUUAUCUUCAUUCUAACCCCUUCUUUUUUUCUUUUCUUUUUUAAUUUGAUUUUUAUUUUUAAUGAAAUUGCUGUAACAAUCUCUCAACCUUUGUGAUACCACCUUUUUCAGUUAUUCGAGAGCAUAAGUUAUAUGUGCAGUGCUCUGCAUUUCUGUUUGUCAAUAUGUUAAUGGAGUAUUGUUUUUGAAUUUAGUUUGUAGGAUUUUGCUCUUUUGUCUUGUGAUUCAUGACAAGUCUGUUUUACCAAACGUGCUUCCUGGUUUGUUUUUACUUUUUACCCUUAACAACCUCUGAAGAGCAGCACAUAUUGUUCUUUAUGAUCUGCUGCAUGUUUAACUCAUAUAUCUAACAUAUAUAUCAGGAUUAUAUCCUGUUUUGGUUUCCUGUUUCUGAAACUACACCUAAAUUUGGGAUGCUUCUGACCUGAAUUCUUCCCUAGUUUGGUUGGGGCAAUCUAUCUCUGUCAUAAUUUAGGUGACUAGUCGCCAUCAAAGCUUCUUAGGCAGUAUGAUGGAGUAACCAUUAAUCACUUCAUCUUCAAUCCUUUCCUUUCUAUUACAAUAAUAUUCCAGGGAUGAGUCAAUGGAUUGAUCAACGGUCAUAGAUGAAAUUAUCUUUUUUUCUUUUUUGAUGUUAUUAUGUUGUUUUCAUUUAAUAGCUUUGUUUCUUUUGAAGAGAAACAAAUGCCUUGCACAGCUGCUUGAAGAUGUAGUGUCCUGUCAAUCAAUAUUUAUGAAAGUUGCAUGUUGAAAUAGAUUUGCCAAAAAUGUCAACCAAACCAUUGAUUGUCCCAAAUUGAAUUUUCAGGUUUGCUUUAUAGAUUAGUUGCAAUGCCACAAAGGGAUUUUUUGCCAUUUGAUUGCAGCCAGCAUAGCUAUCACUUCUCCUUUGAUAUUCUCUGAUAGCCACUUCCACACCCAUAUGGCAUCCCUGAACAGACACAACUACACCAAUGUUAAAAACUUCGAACACACCUUGAUGUCGUUGUGUCCAUUGCACCUCUUGUUACAAAACCUUCCCCCUCUGACCAAAACUAUUCCUGUCCGAUCGGCAUUCUGAGCUAAGGAUUCCUCCGGCAACAUGAGAGCUCUUCCUACUUGUCCAUGUAGAAACUCAUUCUUUGCGUUCCAUAUACUUUAUACGAUCAGGAAUUCAUGGAUCCUUUUUAUCCUGGAAGAGCACACCGUAAAUCCAAUCCAUCACUUCACUGCCUCUAGCAAAUGCAACUUCAUUCCCAUUUUAAUGCAUUUCCAAACUUCACUAGCCAACUUUUGAUGAUAGUUUAAAUUUUUUAAAUUGUGAACCAAAAAAACAACAAGGUUGAUGGGGCAAAUUAGAUUAAUUAAUUUGGCGUUUGACCAAUUCGAAUGCCUAAGUUGAACCCAAAUUUUGUGGGCUAGAUAUUUCUUUUCUAGCCUGCAAAACUUCCUGGCCUGUUAAUCUUACCUUAAACCCAUUUUUUUUAAUUAUUUGCUUUUUUUGUGGAAAAAUUAAAUUAGUUUUCAUUUAUUUAUUUAAAAUUUUACAAAUAUUAUAAAGUAUUUAUAAGGUUUGGGUGCCUUAUCAAAUAAUAGAAUUCUAGUUAGGAUACUUGAAAAAUAAUGGGUACCUUGAUAACCUUAUAUCUAAUUCCAAACCGGAAAUAUAUAUUAAAAUUAUUUCAAGAAAUGAACAUGUAGGCAUUUGAUAUCCUUAUAUCAAAUUCGAAACUGAAAUAUGCAUUAACAUUAUUUCAAGGAAUGAACAUGUAGGCCUUUAGUUAGUAUUAUUCAUAUUUGCUCAAGUUUUUGGUCCUAAGCUACCAACAUGAGCAGCACAACAUUCAGACAUAGAGAAAGAGCGUUGCCUUUGACAAACACAGGAGUAAUGAAAAUGGCUCGCACGUAUUCAGACUGCCAAUUCAACCACCAAAGUUACAGCUUGCUAUUCCCUAAAAUAGUACUAAUAUAUAAAGCUAUUCCUUCUUCCAUAUCUAAUGCACAAUCCAAUAGAAAAAGGAAAACCUUUUCGAACAUGUCCGGAGCUUAUGGCAAAGUCAAUGAGGCCGAUCAAGCAAGGCUCCAGGCUCGUCGAAAAACCAGGAGGAGAAUUGCCAUCAUUAGCCUGUCUUUCAUAGUCCUUGCUACUAUUGUAGUCGCUGCUGUUUUUGGAAGUCGAGGGUCUAGAGGAGACUCCAAAAAUGGUGGCAAUGGUGGAGUUCAGCCCAUCUCUAGUUCUAUCAAAGCUGUAUGUGAUGUGACCUUGUAUAAGGAUACGUGUUACGAUAGUCUUGCUCCUAUGGCUAACUCCAACCAGCUUCAACCUGAAGACAUCUUCAAGUUGUCAAUGAAAGUAGCCAUUGCUGAGCUAUCAAAAGCAUCCCAGUAUUUCUCCAAGAAUGGAAUUUUUAAAGGUGAUGCUGAUAAGAUGUCAGUUGCAGCCUUGGAGAAUUGUGGUGAACUUUUGAGUCUAGCAAUUGAUCAUCUUAAUAGCUCCUUAUCAUCAUCAGAUGAAGUUUCGGUUAUUCAAGCUGUGGAUGAUCUCAGAACAUGGCUAAGUUCAGCUGGUACAUACCAGCAGACCUGCAUUGAUGCCUUUGAAGAGCUCAAAGGAGACACCAAGGCCGGUGUUCAUGACCAUCUGAAUUAUUCUUCUGAACUAACCAGCAACAGCCUCGCCAUUAUAACAUGGAUUUCAAAGGUUGCAAAUGCGUUGAAUCUAAGGCGAUUAAUGAGUUUUCCUCCCAACCAUGAAGAGCCAGAGUGGUUUCAUGUGAAAGACAGGAAGUUACUUCAAAGUUCGGACCUCUUGAAGAAGAAAGCUAAUAUUAUUGUGGCAAAAGAUGGCUCUGGUAAGUAUAAGACUAUCAGUGCUGCCCUCAAGGCAGUUCCUGACAAAAGCAAGAAGAGGACUGUGAUCUAUGUGAAGAAGGGGGUUUAUAGCGAAAAUGUAAGGGUGGAGAAGGAAAAAUGGAAUGUCACCAUGAUUGGUGAUGGGAUGGAAUCCACAGUUGUAUCUGGAAGCCUCAACUAUGUUGAUGGGACUCCCACAUUUUCAACUGCAACAUUUGCUGUGUUCGGAAAAGGCUUUGUUGCUCGAGAUAUGGGAUUUGUCAACACUGCUGGACCGCAAAAGCACCAGGCAGUAGCCUUGAUGUCAACUGCAGACCAAUCUGUCUUUCACCGGUGUUGCUUUGAGGCUUUUCAGGACACUCUCUAUGCACAUUCCAACCGCCAAUUCUACCGUGAAUGCAACAUUACAGGAACAGUUGAUUUCAUAUUUGGAAACUCAGCUGUUGUCUUCCAAAACUGUAACAUACUCCCUAGGCAGCCUAUGCCUAACCAACAGAACACAAUCACUGCUCAAGGGAAGGUUGACCCCAAUCAAAACACCGGGAUUGCUAUUCAGAAUUGCACCAUUUUACCUUAUGGGAAGUUGGAUACCUCUUUGGGAACAUACCUUGGACGACCCUGGAAGAAUUAUUCCACAACCAUACUCAUGCAUUCAAAUCUUGGGAACUUGAUACAUCCAAAAGGGUGGUUGCCAUGGAGUGGAACUACUGCACCAGACACCAUAUUCUACUCUGAAUAUAAGAACACCGGCCCUGGUUCUUCAACCAAGGAUAGAGUUAAAUGGAAAGGUUUGAGAAGUAUUACUGAUAAAGAAGCCAAAAAGUUUACAGUCAAGGAAUUCCUCCGUGGGGACAAGUGGAUCUCAGAUACUGGUGUUAGCUAUAAGUCUAGUUUGUAAUUGCAACAUACAUGAUGGAGAUGCAUCAUUUAUGCUAACUUUUUUUUUUUUGGUUUUUUCUUCUUCAUUUUUCCCCUUAUACACAUAUAUUAUAAUGGCAAUGUUUCACUUUCACACCCAUCAGAUGACAAAUUAAGCAGCUGAUGUCAGAAGUUUGGAAUAAAAUAUACUGUCCCCAAAAUUUUGUGAGAUAAAACUGCUUGCUUCUAUAGUUUUGCGGCUGCAGAAACCAAUAUAUACAUUUACUGAUUGUUGUUAAUCUAUUUUCCACCUUCGUACUCAACUUCUGCAAGAGAUUGAAUCCAAUUUCUCCCCAAAUCCUCACUUCCUGUAUGCUGAGAUCAUAUGUUUCUUGAUGAUCAAAGUGGUACCUUCAAACCUUCUGGAUUUGUAUCUUCUGAACCUUUCUUGAUUUGCUUGAAGAUUUUCAC